Molecule: messenger RNA, 2565 nt
Organism: Diaporthe amygdali
Lineage: Eukaryota; Fungi; Ascomycota; Sordariomycetes; Diaporthales; Diaporthaceae
Product: cap binding protein
Exons: 4
Coding region: 1-2565 (854 amino acids)
Biological process (GO): nuclear-transcribed mRNA catabolic process, nonsense-mediated decay; mRNA export from nucleus
Cellular component (GO): nuclear cap binding complex; nucleus
Molecular function (GO): mRNA binding; RNA cap binding
Source: RefSeq, a predicted model, not a curated record
AUGGCCGACUACGAUCGCAGACAGGGUGGUGGAGGCUACAAUCCCAGGAAGAGGCGAUACAGGGAGGAUGACGAGCAGCAGCACAACUCCUACCGUGACCAGCGCGGCCCGCGCCGCCGCCACGAGCCCCCAGUCCCGUCCCGCCUGCGCAAGCAGAUCAUCGACCUCGCCGACAGCCCCCUCCGCCGAGUCCAGGAGGAGGUCAACGGGGUCGCGCACCUCCUGGCCGACAACUACGACGACGAGAGGCUGCGCUCUAAUUUCGUCGACCUGGUGCUGCAGCUCGCCGUCGAGCAGCCGCUCAAGACGCCCUUCGCCGCCGCAGUCGUCCUGGUCGUCAACACCCUGACACACAAGCCAGCCGCUGAUGCUGCUGCUGCGCCGAACGGCGGGGACGAUGGCCUGGACACGAGUAUGGAGAACGGCGGCCAGGACCAGGCGCAGGCGCCCAAGGAGCCGCAGCCCACGAGCGGCGUCGUCGACGACCUCCUGGCCAAGGCGGCGGCCCAGGUCGAGGAGAGGGUCAAGCUAGGCGAGUGGCGCGCGGUGAAGCUCUAUCUCAAGCUCCUCGCGUGCUUGCAGAGCUGCUUGGAGGGCGAUGGCGUCUUUCCUAUUCUGGAGGAUCUCUUCAACCAGGCUGUUGAGCUUCAGACUAACAACAAUGAAGAUACCAUUGGCACCGAGUUGGUCAAAAUCAUCCUCCUCACGAUACCCUACGCCGUCGCCGCAGCGCCCGACAAGACGGAGAAGCUUGCCACCGAGCUUCUGGACAAGACAGAGGUCAUUGCUGGGGAGCCCCAUACCCUCCAGAACCUGAUCGAUCCGUUCCUCCCUGAGGGAGAUGAGAAGAGUCCCGCUGCGACCAUGAGCUUCCUCGGGCUGUUACAGACACAACUUCAAGCUGAGGCGAGCAGUGGCUGGAAGCUGGCGUGUCUUCCGAGGCCGUGGAAGAUGCCCCUCGAGGAGGUAGAGCAGCAGGAAAAGCUCGACAACUGUCCCAAGCACAAGCUGCCUGCCAUCACAAUCCCCGAGACUCUGAUCGCUGGCUCAAGACCACUGUUCCCAGAGAUCUACUUCUCCGUGUACCUGGGCCAGGAUAUCGAGUCGGUUCCCCCGGUCACGAGCAUUGCGUCAUCCCUGGUCCGCGACAAUCUGGUAGAUACGAUUAACAUUCUUCACUAUAACCGGACUGUUGCAGCUAGACGCCUGAUUGAUAUCGACAACUACUUCGCAGAGGGGACUUUCGUCAGUCGAGCUACACCUUUCGACCAGCUUCGGGAUGUCCCAUCAGGCAAAUCAACCUGGAAGCCCGAGGACGUCGUGGUGGAUGCAGUUUUCUCCCAGCUAUUUUUGCUGCCUGUUCCAGAGCAGAAGCUUGUCUACUACCACUCGGUGCUUACCGAGGCUUGUCGGAUUGCCCCAGCAGCCAUCGCACCUAGUUUCGGCCGGGCGAUAAGAUACCUGUACCGGAACAUUGGUCUCCUUGACAUUGAGCUGAGCCAACGCUUCAUCGACUGGUUUUCGCACCAUCUGAGCAACUUCGGCUUCACGUGGAAGUGGACCGAGUGGACUGCGGACGUGAAACUGCCAAGUCUGCACCCGUGCAAGGCCUUCAUCGUUGGCGCCAUUGACAAGGAGAUUCGGCUGAGUUUUGCUGGUCGGAUCAGGAAGACACUGCCUGAGGGCUACCAGGAGCUGGUCCCUCCAGAGAAGGACGUGGAAGAGCCGCCUUUCAAAUUUGAGAAGGAUGACACACCUUUUGCGCAGGAGGGCCGCGAACUGGCACAGCUCCUGAAGCGCAAGGCUUCAGACGAGGACAUCCAGCCAGUCAUCGAGCGGAUCCAUUCCCUCGCCAUUGACCAGGGCUUGGACCCGCUCGUGGCCAGCACCGACGUCUUCACCACCGCGGUGCUCUCCAUCGGCAGCAAGUCCCUCUCGCACGUCCUGGCCGCCAUUGAGCGGACCAAGGAGCGCCUGAUGGACGCGGGCGCGACGUCGGAGCCGGCACGGGCGCAGAUCAUCACAGCGGUCAUGGACUUCUGGAGCGCGCACCCGGGCGUAGCCAUCACCAUCAUCGAGAAGCUCCUCAACUACAGCAUCAUCAGCCCCUCGGCGGUGGUGCAGUGGGCACUGGUGAGGCACGCGGGCGAGACGAGGGGCGAGUCCCUGGCGCAGAACCACACGUACGAAUUGGUGUUCAACACGAUCAACAAGGUCACCAAGCGGAUGCGCGAGGUGGUCGCGUCCCCCUCGUCCUCCGCCGCGCAGCAGCAGCAGCAGCCCGAGGGCGAGGACGUCGACAUGUCGUCGGAGCUCGAGGAGGCCAAGAAGCGCGAGGCCCAGGCCGCGCGCGAGCUGUUCCGCACGGCGCAGGACGCCCUGGUCGCGUGGGCGUCGGGCGCCAAGGACGAGCUCAUGGACGACGCGGGGCUGCCCGACGCCGAGAGGGAGGAGCGCGACCGCCUCGUCAAGCGGUGGGGGGCCCGGUGGCUGCGCAACGUCAGGAGGCGGGCGGCUAUAGAGGAGUCUUUCCUGCUCGAGGCGGAGAAGGCCCCCAAGGCUUAG